AAGAUCUUCCAUCUCAUGAACUUCCUCGUCAACGCUCUACGCGCCCUCGUCUUUGGAUUUCACACCCAAGUCUUCCUCCUCCAUCCCAAGGUGUUGAUUUUGGUUCUCUUGGACCUUCCUGGCAUCCUAUUUUUCUCUACUUAUACACUUCUGGUCCUUUUCUGGGCUGAGAUUUAUCGUCAGGCAAGGAGUUUGUCCACUGAUAAUUUCAGGCUUGUUUAUAUCUCUAUCAAUGCUGCCGUCUAUUUCAUCCAGGUUUGUAUUUGGCUGUACCUCUGGAUAGAUCACAAUAGUGUUAUUGAGCUCGUUGGAAAUAUAUUCAUUGCAGCUGUGUCAUUUAUGGCUGCAUUAGGGUUCCUUAUAUAUGGAGGAAGGUGA
Molecule: messenger RNA, 378 nt
Organism: Arachis stenosperma
Lineage: Eukaryota; Viridiplantae; Streptophyta; Magnoliopsida; Fabales; Fabaceae
Product: tobamovirus multiplication protein 1-like
Exons: 4
Coding region: 16-378 (120 amino acids)
Cellular component (GO): plant-type vacuole membrane
Source: RefSeq, a predicted model, not a curated record